GUCGUCGCCCCGCCCCUCCCGGCGCAGUGUGAUGGCGGAGUUGGAUGUUGGGCAGCACUGUGAGGCGGAGCAUUGCCGGCAGCGAGAUUUUCUUCCAUUUGUGUGUGAUGGUUGUUCAGGAAUUUUUUGCCUUGAACACAGAAGCCGGGAGUCACAUAGCUGUCCUGAGAUAACUGUAAUCAGUGAGAGACCGAAAGCAGAUAAGCAUAUAUCUUACCCAUGCUCAUUCAAGGACUGUGCUGAAAGAGAGCUUGUGCCAAUUAUAUGUCCUAAUUGUGAGAAGAAUUUUUGCCUGAGACAUCGACAUCAGACAGACCAUGAAUGUAAAAAACUGGAAAUCCCUAAGCCUCAUAUGGCUGCCACUCAGAAACUCGUUAGAGACAUUAUUGCUUCCAAGACAGGAAUGACAGCAAGUAAACGACGGAAAGGUGCAAAAAAUAGUGAAACAGCUGCAAAGGUAGCAUUGAUGAAGUUAAAGUUGCAUGCUGAUGGAGAUAAGUCAUUGCCCCAGGCAGAAAGAGUUUACUUUCAGGUUUUCUUACCUAAAGGGAACAAAGAGAAGAGCAAACCAAUGUUCUUUUGCCACCGAUGGAGUAUUGGAAAAGUCAUAGAUUUUGCAGCUUCUUUAGCCAGUCUUAAAAAUGACAAUAACAAGUUAACAGCUAAGAAAUUAAGGUUGUGUCACAUUUCUUCAGGAGAAGCCUUACCUUUGGAUCAUACUUUGGAAACCUGGACUACUAAGGAGGAUUGUCCUUUAUACAAUGGUGGAAAUAUUAUCUUAGAAUACCUUAAUAAUGAAGAACAGUUUUUAAAAAAUGUUGAUUCUUACUUGGAAUAGUCAUUCAAGGAUUCAAGCCAGGAAUGACAAGGAAAAUUCUAUGUUAAGUUCAUUUCUUUUACCACAAAUACUAUAUAAUUUUUUUUAAGUUUUAAAAAAAUUGAUUUCCAUUAUGUCAUAAUUUCCAUUAUCAGUUUUCUAUGAAAUUGAAUUUGAACUUUUGUGUUUUAAAGUUUAAUUCUGAACUGAUAAUUCAAUUAUUACCGUACUGAAUUAGCUUUUAAUAGGUUAUGCUUUAGUGUUAACAAAGAUGUGUUUUUUACUUGGUUUAUAUCUGCUGUUAAUUGGCUGUGACUCUGCUAUGUGUCAUCUUUAGGUACUAAGGCGAAAGAAUGAUUGCUUUUUAGGAAUUCUACCAUUUUUAUGAAAGAGGAAGAAAGAAAUGCACAUAUCACUUUUGCUUUAUGCAAGUAACAUGGCCAAUCCUAGCAUCUUGGGGCCAGAAAUAGCCUUACUAUCUGCCUGUGUCAUGAUCUAUGAAUUGUGUGUGUACAUGAAUCACAGAAACUUAGAGAUCAUCUCAUUCACUCAUCUAAGUUUUUGGAUGAGGAAUCUUAGGCCUAGGGAGGGAAAAUGAGUUUCUUGAUCUCACCUAACUGCUUUGGGACAUAUUUCUGAUGAAGAUCCUCCUCCAGUGGGAUUCACCUUUUUUGUCUGUAUGAAUGUAUUACAAAUGAGAAGACACAUGUGCCAAAUGUUUAUACCAAAACAGAAUACAUGCCAAAAGUGAUUACAUUUUAGCAGCACAUUAAAAUUAGUGCUACUGACCAAUGUAUUCCAUGUAUACUUAACAAAGUACUCCUAUAUAGAAUGAAUAGAAAUUAUUUCUAUUUGUUUCUUUGUUCCUUUUCUGUUUUAAUUGUGAACACAUACAGUGGCUUUAGAUUUAAUUAAAGGAAUAAACUUAAGAAUGUU
Molecule: messenger RNA, 1753 nt
Organism: Manis javanica (Malayan pangolin)
Lineage: Eukaryota; Metazoa; Chordata; Mammalia; Pholidota; Manidae
Gene: ZFAND1
Product: zinc finger AN1-type containing 1
Biological process (GO): cytoplasmic stress granule disassembly
Cellular component (GO): cytoplasmic stress granule; cytoplasm
Molecular function (GO): zinc ion binding
Source: RefSeq, a predicted model, not a curated record